GUCACUGAGGCACAAAUGUGGACCACAGCCAAAUUAAUGCGAGAUGUGUGUUUGCCAAGAUUUCCAAAAAUUUCUAUAGAACUGGCCGACCAAUUGCGUGAUGGCAAUAUACCGGACAACAACAAAGAUGUAAAAUGCUACAUUAAUUGCGUUUUAGAAAUGAUGCAAACGAUGAAAAAGGGAAAAUUUCUGUACGAGGCCUCGUUAAAGCAGGUGGAUUUAAUAUUGCCCGACAACUAUAAGGAUGAUUACCGCGCCGGAUUGAUGAAAUGCAAGGAUGCCAGUGUGGGCAUAAAAAACAAUUGUGAAUCGGCGUACACAAUUCUAAAAUGUUUGCGUGGUGAGAUUACAAAAUUUAUAUUCCCUUAAAAUAUAUGUAAAAAUAAUAUUGUUGGAAGAAAUGUG
Anastrepha ludens (Mexican fruit fly) is the source of this 405-nucleotide messenger RNA. Its product is annotated as general odorant-binding protein 19a-like. Gene Ontology annotation, molecular function: dibutyl phthalate binding; odorant binding. The transcript is spliced from 3 exons. Bases 16 to 369 code for a protein of 117 amino acids. Gene Ontology annotation, biological process: sensory perception of smell; olfactory behavior. The record is from RefSeq and is a predicted model, not a curated record. Gene Ontology annotation, cellular component: extracellular region. Lineage: Eukaryota; Metazoa; Arthropoda; Insecta; Diptera; Tephritidae.